Molecule: messenger RNA, 1461 nt
Organism: Talaromyces marneffei
Lineage: Eukaryota; Fungi; Ascomycota; Eurotiomycetes; Eurotiales; Trichocomaceae
Exons: 1
Coding region: 1-1461 (486 amino acids)
Source: RefSeq, a predicted model, not a curated record
AUGUCAUCAUGGCACACAUCGGUGGGCCUCAUCUACACCCUCAGCCUGAAUGUGGCAUCGGUGCGGGCCACAGGCGACCUGCCUCUGGCCCAAAGUUCCAAACCAGAAGCAAUCCUCACCACCUCCAAGGAGGUAACCUUCGACCCCCUGGGCGUGGCCGCGGUGCUACACAACCCUCGCGCCAGUCUGAGUGCUGCCCGGCUCUACACACAAUAUGAUCGGAAAUUCUUCAUAUGGCCGCACACGAUGAUGAUGGGCGCAACCCUCAUCCCCGUCAACGUGCUUGUGGAGCAUCUAACUGCCACGUUCCAAUCGAUACAUCCUGCGAUCACGCUAUGUACGCAAGACACGCAGCUGUUGAGCGUGGUGUCGAAUAUGGUGUUCAAAGAGCUGCCGUUGGAUUUUAGUAAUAUGUGGCUUGGGGAUGUGAUUGCGUUCAAGGCGUCGACUAAACCAGCGAAUGAUUUUAUGAUUGUUUGUAUGGAUGACGAUGACGGUACCAUUUCCUCGACUACGAAAGGAGGGGAACUGAAAGGGCCGUCGAAAAUGACGAGGUGGCUAGGCUGUUCGGCGCUGAAUAUGAUUUCGUUGAUCAACGGGCUCAUCAUUGUCGCGGGGAUAGUGCUCGGGACACUGAGUGCGGAUAUCUGGGCUCUUACGCUGUUCUUCUUUUAUGGUACGCACUGGCUCGCCGGUCUCGCCGUCUCAACGACAUCACUCGUCACACCACAGAAAAUCUCUAUCAAACCAGAUCCCACAACCAGGUACGCAAUCUACCAACGUCCCGCAGGCGGCACGGUAGUCUUCAAAGGCCGGCAGGACACUAUGGAAAGCUGGGCCCGAAGCACCUGGGAAUUCAACCGCACCUUCAAGACAAACUCCCUGCAUUGGUUCUGGACUCUGACGGGCACAAUGUCCGCGAUCUGCUCCGUGGCAUGCAUGGUGAAUAUGAUUGGGUACAUGCAACUCGCGUUUUUGGCGUUGCUGGUUUAUGCGUCGCUGGCCGAGAUUGGGGCCACGAGGAUUACGAGGUUGCUGCAAGGGGAGGCGAAAGCGAAUGAUAGGACGUGUUUCGUGGAUGAUAAUGCAUACAGGACGCAGGGCAUUAUUAGGGCGACGGUUGAGUUUGGGUCGAAGUAUAGGUUGAAGGGACUGGAUUGGGUUGACAUGAAGAGGAUGCCGCCGGAUCAAAUAUUCAAGGAUAUGCAGACAUUGUUGGCGCGUUUCAACGAAUUCCAGGAAGCGGUUGAGACGGGUACGGAGGUUGUGCCUGCUGAUGGACCGGAAAAGCAUGAGGCGAUAAAAGAGGCGCUUAGAGCGUUUCAAGAGCACAGACUAGAGGAUCCGGUUUUGGUGAAGCGGAUUCAGACAGAGGCGACCAAUGCGUUGAAGGAGUGGUGGAAGAAGUUGAGCAGGGAGGAUGUUAAUACGAGCACGGAGAAGAAGGUUGUUUCUCCUUGA